CUCUGUUUUCUGUCCAAAAUACAGGCUUGUUUUUCGCUUUUCUUUGCAGUUGGUGUGGAUUGCAGGGCAGCGAGCUAAGAUGAAUGCCAUAGCUGUUUUCACAGUCUCUAUUAUCUUCUGUAUUUCAUGCCUCUUUGCUGCUCUCGGUAUUGCAUUCUCACAACACAGCAACUUUAUGGACCUGGUACAGUUCUUUGUGACGUUUUUCAGUUGUUUCCUGUCUCUGCUCCUGGUGGCAGCUGUGGUCUGGAAGAUUAAGCAGAGUUGCUGGGCAUCACGAAGAAGAGAGCAACUACUCCGUGAGAUGCAACAGAUGGCAAGUCGCCCCUUCGCCUCCAUCAACGUUGCCUUAGAAACAGAUGAGGAGCCGCCAGAUCUCAUUGGGGGAAGCAUAAAGACCGUGCCGAAGCCGAUAGCGCUGGAGCCAUGCUUUGGUAACAAAGCAGCUGUUCUCUCUGUAUUUGUGAGGUUGCCUCGAGGGGUUGGGGGUAUCCCACCACCAGGACAGUCAGGUCUUGCUGUGGCCAGUGCACUGGUGGACAUUUCACAACAGAUGCCAAUUGCCUACAAAGAGAAAUCGGGUGCAAUACGAAAUCGGAAACAGCAGCCCCCUGCACAGCCAGGAACCUGUAUUUGAUGCAUGGACAUCAGAAACUCUAUGGGGUUUUAAUCAAAAUGGUAAAGUACCACCAAGGAGGAGGAGGAAGAUUCUCAAGUUGUGUGUCACAAGAGACUAGAAGCACUCAGAAAAACACAGCUUCCUUGAACCCAACCUUUUCUCUCAUCUACGUGAUAGUUGGCUUUAUUUGGCAACUGCUCCACUUAAGUUUUACUGACACGUGGCUUCAGAUUGCGCCUUUGUUUUCUCCAAGUUUAAAGUAAAAUAAUUUUCUUGCAGGUCCAGUAACCAUCCAAUUGCCACCAUUCAUGGUCAGUGUAAAUAGAACAGUAGUCCUAUGAAUGACACUCAGGUUUAUACAUGGAAAGUGCUUUGUAGUUCAUGUAUUUAUCAAACUGUAACAAAAAAAAAAAAAGA
This is a messenger RNA of Meleagris gallopavo (turkey), 1036 nucleotides long. NCBI's taxonomy places the organism in Eukaryota, Metazoa, Chordata, Aves, Galliformes, Phasianidae. The record is from RefSeq and is a predicted model, not a curated record.